Messenger RNA from Alosa sapidissima (American shad), 3331 nucleotides. RefSeq names its product transmembrane protein 204 (gene tmem204). The record is from RefSeq and is a predicted model, not a curated record. NCBI's taxonomy places the organism in Eukaryota, Metazoa, Chordata, Actinopteri, Clupeiformes, Clupeidae. The transcript has 3 exons. The coding region runs from base 1038 to 1703 and encodes 221 amino acids.
GACUGCAGGAGCACCGCGCUUGUCACAGAGAAAGGCAGGGAGAGAGAGAGAGAGAGAGAGAGAGAGAGAGAGAGAGAGAGAGAGAGAGAGAGAGAGGGAGGGCAGGAGAGAGAUAGCAAUGGGAGGGAGGGAGAGAGAGAGAGAGAGAGAGAGGGAGGGAGAGCAAGCGAGCAGAGGGACUAAACGCUCACACUAGCGCCCACUGUCUCAGCUUUCACCUUCAGACCUCUAGAUCUCGCUCUUCAGCCUCUCGCUCCGCACGGGCAGACCCACUUGAGACGCUUUCAACGCAACUCAGUAUCAAACUCUUAUCUGGGGCCGCACAGACAAACUCUCCACACAACUCUCCACACAACUCCAGCCUGGCUCCAUGCAUGCCUGUGCAGUGGAGGAAUAAGACUUAAGGAUCCCACUGAGAACAGCCAGACUGCAAGAGCAAGAGCACGGCAACGGAGAACCAGCUCCAACCACUUUUUUCCCUGCUGAGAGAGGGAAGAGAGAGGGGGGGAAAAAACAGAAAGAAGAAAAGGGGGGAAAGUGGGGAUCCCGCCUCCUCUGCUGGGCAGCUGCAAAGUCCGAGGAGCAGAAGCGGAGAGGAGGGUCAGAAAAGGACCGAGUGGGAGUCAGGAGAAAACACCAAGACAGACACCCACUGGGCUGAGGAACUAGAACUAGAAGGACUUCAAAGGACAGAGAAAAAAGAGAACAGAGAGAGAGAUCCAGCGAGAGACGGGGGAAGAGGAACAGUGUCAUGGCCCAGGUGCUCGACAGGAGGCCCCCUCAAGUGCGUUCAUCAGAGGAAGAAGGAUAGAGACCCCCUGGCGUCGUCCGCAACCGCCCCUCAUCCCCCACCCCAACGGACAAGGAUGAGCGGAGAUGUUCUCUAGCUAACACCACUGGGUUGAGUCAUCCCAUCACCUGAACACUUAGUACUUGUGCGUGCGUGGCGUGCCUGUGUGCACGGGCCAGUGAGCGAGUGCAAGGGGGGGUGGGGGUAGAGCGUGAGAGAGGAGCCAGGGGGGGGCGCGGAGGGCUGCAUGGCGGUGCAGCGUCUGGUGCUGGCUGCGGUGGCGGUGGCCCUGGUCUCGCUGGUGCUCAACAACACGGCGGCCUGGAGCCCCAGCUGGGUGCUGCAGUCGCUGGACGGCGGACGACGACGCAGCGUGGGCCUCUGGAGGAUGUGCCCGCUGGAGGGCAGCCGGCCGGACGAGCCCGAGGCGGCGGGCACCCGGGGACUCUGCCAGGGGCUCAGCUGGGGCGCGGAUUACGCUGGCCACCAAGAGUCACGCAGCACGGUCAAACUGCAGUUUGACAUGAUGCGUGCCUGCAAUCUCCUGGCAACGGUUGCCCUGACGGCAGGUCAGCUAAUCUACCUGCUGGGGCUACUGGAGCUGAAGUUCAUUACUCAGGACUCCCAGUGGUGGGAGGAGGCCAUUGCUGCCCUGUUCCAGCUAGCCAGUUUUGUGCUGGUGAUUGGUCUGGUGACAUUCUACCGCAUCGGCCCGUAUACGCAGCUGUCCUACUCCUGCUACAUCAACAUCGCCGCCUGCCUGCUGGCCACACUGGCCGCCGCCGUGCUCAUUUGGGACAUUCUGCAUCGCCGCGACGACUGCCUGAGCCCGCGCGUCAUCGUCAUUAGCCGCUCCCUGGCCACCAACUUCAGGCCGCGUCUCGAUAACGACUAUGUGGAGUCGCCGUGCUGACACCAACACAUGCUAACAGUCAUGGACACAGAGAUGAUGGAACGGAUUACUGAUCUUUCUAGAACACCUCCAGAACUCUGACACUGGGUGAAAAUGAAGAGCUGGGAUGAACAGGGAACGUUAAAGCCCACUGCACGCAUGAACACACACACACACACACACACACACACACACACACACACACAAUGACAGACUAAAAUGGGUUGGGACCUUAAUGGACACUGAGAGGAUGGUUGAAUAUCAAGCUGGAUCUUGACAUAUUUCAUUUUCUGGGCACUUAUAAAAGAAUAGCCAAAAUAUAUGUUAAAUAUCUAAUUGUACACAUGUUUAUACCUGUAGAUAUGAUAGAACUGAGAUCGAUUUAUAACGUCAGAAGGAGCUAGCUAUUCCACACAUAUAAUCAAGGCACAUAUCCCUAUUGUGGAUUCUUUGGUACCUAAUGCUGAUACUCUAUCUUUUAGAUACCUAGCAACAUGCAGGGCACUAUGACCAGGGGGGCAAAUUACAGAACCAAAGAGGGUUUUUAUAAAUACCCCAAUGCCGAUACCCCAAUGCCCACACACCAGCAAUAAAUAUCCCAUUUAUUUGCACUUCAAACAUGCGCUAAUCUAAUGUAGAUGUAUGCAAUGCCCCUCAAUUAGCAUUUGAGGUAAAUAUGGGCUUAGUAGGCUAACAGCAUCUGUAUCACAAGCUCUAUGUAGGUUCAGUGUAUUAAACGGUGAACAAGCGAAAAGAUCUAGAGGUCAGUAUUUACUUCUACAUUGCAGAACAGGAAAUGGAAGCUAUAAAAAUGUAAUAUUCAAUUCAAAAGGUUCCAUUACAACUGAUUAACUAUCUUGCUUAUUGCUACAUAGUAUUUGGCAAGUGUUGCUCUGCAGUGAACACUGUUAUAAUUAAAUCCAUAUAUAAAAAGCAUGAAAAAGUUGAAUUUCACAACAAGUAAAAAAUAAUGGCUCAACUAGCACAACCAACCAAGUAAUUCAUCUAGACAUGAAUGGGGACUGUUUUCACCAAAGUUAACCAGACAAAUAAAAAAAAAGUCUACCUCCAAGUUUCUGAACAUGUACUGCUACACAUGACUUGCUCAUACUACACUCUUACCUAAGGACACAUAGACAAGGAUUAGGGCUCAUACUACACUCAUACCUAAGGACACAUAGACAAGAAUUAGGGCUCAUACUACACUCUUACCUAAGGACACAUAGACAAGGAUUAGGGCUCAUACUACACUCAUACCUAAGGACACAUAGACAAGAAUUAGGGCUCAUACUACACUCAUACCUAAAGACACAUAGACAAGGAUUAGGGCUGGCCUUUGGCAUGUUUGAAAAAUUUGAAGGGAAAAAAAGUGAAAAAGAGCUGGACAUUCACAAGAUUCACAAGUGUUCCGCUUGUGUAGACACAAAGGAGGGGGUUUUACACAAAUCACAAAUCACUUUAUGACAGAUCCCAUCUAUAUUGAAUGUCUGCUCGCUUGAGGUACAUGUACUUAAAUUAAUUUAAUAUAGUACUGUUUAAGUAUGCUAUUCUGUUAUCCAACACCUUCUUAACAUCUUAUGGACUUUCCAAGGAGGGAAGGAAAAAAAUAAUUAUGGAGGCAAAUACAAUAAAACAUAAGAAGACUAAGA